CAACGCCCAACAGCUGCAGACAUGCAUAUGGCAAAGAUGAUAUAGCUUGAAUGGAAGAGACGCCCAAAAUUCCUCUGCCAGCUACAUUGGGCUUGUCCAGCAAUCCGCUAGCUCACAAGCUAAAUCAGAUUCUCUCCACCUCCUUUCUAGAUGCAGACAUCAAAGCUGCUAUCGACGCGCUUGAGCGUAGACGACCAGGCAAUGAGCCUGAAGAUGGUCAAAGUCUAGGAACAGACAUCUCGCUGCAAAUUCUUGAGAACAACAUGGCUGUCUUGCGAGACUACAAACAGCUCGCAGAAGGGAUGCGCUCAACCAAGAUCGAUAUGCAGGCUAUGCGGCAGGCAAUCGACCAAAUGAAGACUGAAUCAGAGACUGUCAAGGCUUCUUCGUCGCAGUUAAUUAUGCAAGCGUCAUUUUUGAAGCAACAGCGCGCGCGUGUGCACGAAAAGCGUGCGGUACUUCUUGCAUUCCAACGCAAGUUUAUGAUUUCAGAUGAGCAAUUGCUUCGCUUGUCCUCGUCAGAGCCAGUCGACGAUGAUUUUUUCGCUGCACUCGAACGUGUCAAGUGUAUACACGACGACUGUCACUUGCUGUUGGCUACGGACAGACAAUCUGCUGGAAAGGACAUCAUGGACGCCAUGUCUCAGCACUUGGACACUGGCUACGCAAAGUUGCAUCGUUGGAUUCUUCGCGAACUCGGGUCGACAGUGUCUGGAGCUGCAGAGGCGAAUGUGACGCUCCGUCAUGCUCUAAUGAUCUUGUCCGAACGUGCAACCCUAUUUGAGCAGUGCCUGGAACACGUCUCGCGGUCGCGACAACGUAUUCUUGCAAAUGAGUUUUCUCAGGCACUCAAUCGCGGAAGAGAAGGAGGCAGACCCAUGUUGGCAGCAAGUGACGACCCCAUGCGAUUUGUCAAUGAUGUGCUUGCGUAUCUGCAUCAAGCCGUCGCUUCGGAGAAGGAGGUACUUGACGUUAUCCUUGGUAGCGCCAACAAUGCACCAACCGAGACGGAGCAAGCACGCAGGACGUCCGCUGCACAGCUGCUCUCACCACCGGCACUGGAAGACUUGUCAUUCAAUUUUGCCAAUGUGCACAGCUCGCUUGUGGACCGCAACUUCCAGCUCGUGAUGAAACCGCUACAGCAGCACAUUGACCAAGUAGUCAUGUCGACCCAAGAUACCCUUGCGGCGUAUCGGUCAGCCAUCUUGAUUCGCUUUUACAGGGACCUGCUCGCCCGUGUGCUCUUACCGGAAGCCCAGGUGCUUACUUCGCUCAAGGCCCUUGAAAAGUCCUUGACGCAUUGGUUCUUGCAAUUCACCAGAACAGACCUGGCUGCGGUCAAGGUGGCAUUGCCGUCGGCUGAUGUUCACACCUUGCAGCCACCUGGCUUCCUCAAGGAUGCGAUGAAUGAUACUGCAGAUGUGCUCAAUGUGCUCGAUGGCUCAUUCCUCGACACGGCGAGCAAGCAAGCGGAUUUCACUGAAAUGUUUGAUACUAUCCUCAAGCAAGCUCUGGAGCUUUGUGUGCGCAUGGCCGCUGAUCUCGAACAGCCGGCGGCGUCUAUUUUCCUUCUACAUUGUGCUACAGCAGUAACAAAGACGCUCAAACCACAUGAGCACGUUGCAGAAAGUCAAUUGUUGGCUGCUCAAGAGAUUGCUGAUCGAUCGCGACAGGCUAUUGUGGUCGAACAGCACGAGUUUCUGCUAAGACAGACCGGUAUGGCGCGUUACCUUGAGUCUUUUGAGGCUGACAAGACAGAAGACACCGACACAGACACUGAUCGCUUGCUAGUAGCGACCAAGAAGGCCAGUCUGCGCCGCGAAUUGGCCAGUCGACAAGACCUAUUCUCGCAAGCGGCUUUAAGCAGCUUCGAUGAAACACUGGGCGCCUUCCUCCCACGCGCGUCAGCUCAGCUCUCUGAGCGCUUGUCGAAGCUUGACGUGAAUGAUGCUGCCUUAUUCAGUGUUGAUGCCAUCAACAAUGAAGCACUCACUCGUUAUGUCAGGAAUUAUGAGUUCUUGGAAGUACAAGUUGUCGACUAUAUUGAGUUUGGCAGAUCCCUGCUCGGGAAAAGUCAGAGUGAAGUACGGGAAGCCUUGCAUCUCCCUUGGCGAAUCUCUGACUCACACAAGAUUGAGACCAUCAUACGUUAAAUACGAAGCUGAUUUAAAAGAUGCCCAGAGGACGCAA
This is a messenger RNA of Protomyces lactucae-debilis, 2190 nucleotides long. RefSeq names its product oligomeric Golgi complex subunit 6. The coding region runs from base 51 to 2153 and encodes 700 amino acids. Lineage: Eukaryota; Fungi; Ascomycota; Taphrinomycetes; Taphrinales; Protomycetaceae. Gene Ontology annotation, biological process: intra-Golgi vesicle-mediated transport. The transcript is spliced from 2 exons. Gene Ontology annotation, cellular component: COG complex. The record is from RefSeq and is a predicted model, not a curated record.